This is a messenger RNA of Falco peregrinus (peregrine falcon), 1098 nucleotides long. RefSeq names its product solute carrier family 10 member 2 (gene SLC10A2). Bases 1 to 1098 code for a protein of 365 amino acids. The record is from RefSeq and is a predicted model, not a curated record. Gene Ontology annotation, molecular function: bile acid:sodium symporter activity. The transcript is spliced from 6 exons. NCBI's taxonomy places the organism in Eukaryota, Metazoa, Chordata, Aves, Falconiformes, Falconidae. Gene Ontology annotation, biological process: bile acid and bile salt transport. Gene Ontology annotation, cellular component: apical plasma membrane.
AUGCAGACAUACCUUCUUUCCCAGCAAUUUAACGCUAGGUCUUUGGCAGAAAACUCCACGGCUUGUCCAGCAAAUGCUACAAUUUGCAAUGGCACAUCUUGUGUGUUACAAGAAGAUAAUUUUAAUGAAACUUUGAGCAUAGUUUUAAGUACUGUUCUAACAAUCAUGCUGGCUUUGGUGAUGUUCUCCAUGGGUUGCAAUGUGGAACCUAAGAAAUUCUGGGGCCACAUAAAAAGACCCUGGGGUAUUUUAGUGGGUUUCCUUUGCCAGUUUGGAAUAAUGCCUCUCACAGCCUUCUUGCUGUCUCUGGUCUUUAACGUGCUUCCUGUUCAAGCUGUUGUGGUGCUGAUCAUGGGAUGCUGUCCAGGGGGCACAGCCUCCAAUAUCAUCGCCUACUGGGUGGAUGGAGACAUGGACCUAAGCAUCAGCAUGACAACUUGCUCCACGCUGCUUGCAAUGGGAAUGAUGCCACUUUGCCUCUUUAUUUACACCAAGGUGUGGACUGACUCUAAUGCAAUUGUGCUCCCCUACGACAGUAUUGGAAUUUCACUGGUAGCUCUUGUAAUUCCUGUUUCAUUUGGAAUAUACGUUAACCACAGAUGGCCCAGUAAAGCAAAAAUCAUACUUAAGGUUGGUUCCAUUGUGGGAGCGAUCCUCAUUGUGCUCAUUGCUGUGGUUGGGGGAAUACUCUACCAAGGCUCCUGGAUUAUCUCACCCAAAUUAUGGAUCAUUGGCACCAUAUUUCCAGCAGCUGGCUAUUCUCUGGGAUUCUUUCUGGCCCGCAUAGCUGGUCUGUCUUGGCACAGGUGUCGUACAGUGUCCCUGGAAACAGGCAUGCAAAACACUCAGCUGUGUUCAACUAUAGUACAGCUCUCCUUCACUCCUGAACAACUUGAACUGAUGUUUACUUUCCCACUCAUCUACAGCAUCUUCCAGCUGUUGUUUGCACUACUGAUUUUAGGAGGCUACCGGGUUUACAGAAGACACCGGGUCAAAACAAAGACAGAUGUUGAGAAAACAGAACAAAAAGAAGAUACAAAAUCAACAUCAUCACAUGCUAAAAUAAAUGGAGGAUUUGUAUCAAAUGAGACCAAAUAG